Momordica charantia (bitter melon) is the source of this 1567-nucleotide messenger RNA. RefSeq names its product GMP synthase (glutamine-hydrolyzing), putative / glutamine amidotransferase. Gene Ontology annotation, biological process: GMP biosynthetic process. Lineage: Eukaryota; Viridiplantae; Streptophyta; Magnoliopsida; Cucurbitales; Cucurbitaceae. The record is from RefSeq and is a predicted model, not a curated record. Gene Ontology annotation, cellular component: cytosol. Gene Ontology annotation, molecular function: GMP synthase (glutamine-hydrolyzing) activity; GMP synthase activity; ATP binding.
UCAAGCUUCCAACCAACAGCCAUUUGCACCGCUUCCCGCCAAACCCCAUUAAACCCUAAAAAAAUCUUCUUCUUCUUCUUCUUCAACCGUUGGCUUCGCUUCACUGUCUUCUGCAACCAGCAGCCACCUUCUUCAAGCUCUCCGAAUCCUCAUCAAUGGACCGAGAUUGAGGUGGAGAAAGCUAAUGGGUUGUUUGGGACGAAGAAGGCUGGGGAUCGGCAAGUUGUUUGGAUGAGCCAUGGAGACGAGGUGGCAGAACUUCCCGAUGGGUUUCAAGUGGUGGCGCGGAGUCAACAAGGGUCGGUGGCGGCCGUGGAAAAUCAUUCCAAGAAGUUUUUUGGGUUGCAGUAUCAUCCGGAGGUAACACAUUCACCUGAAGGGAUGGAAACAUUACGUUAUUUUCUCCUUGAUGUCUGCGGAGUUACUGCUAGCUGGAAAAUGGAGAAUAUUCUUGACGAAGAAAUGAAAGCAAUCAAAGAAACUGUGGGUCCAGAUGAUCAUGUUAUAUGUGCAUUAUCAGGGGGAGUGGAUUCAACAGUUGCAGCAACUCUUGUCCAUAAGGCAAUUGGGGAAAGGCUUCACUGUGUUUUUGUUGACAAUGGUUUAUUGAGGUAUAAAGAAAGAGAACGUGUUAUGGAAACCUUUGAAAGAGAUCUUCAUUUGCCAGUUACUUGUGUUGAUGCAGCCGAUCAUUUUCUUAGUAGGCUGAAAGGCGUAAUAGAUCCUGAGAUGAAAAGAAAAAUAAUUGGAAAGGAGUUCAUUUCUAUAUUUGAUUCAUUUGCCCAUGAUUUGGAGCUUAAAUUUGGUAAGAAGCCUUCUUACUUGGUCCAAGGCACAUUGUAUCCAGAUGUAAUUGAAUCUUGUCCACCACCUGGAUCUGGAAGAACCCAUUCCCACACAAUCAAAAGUCACCAUAAUGUUGGAGGACUUCCCAAGGAUAUGAAAUUGAAGCUUAUUGAGCCACUUAAACUUCUCUUUAAAGAUGAGGUACGCCAACUGGGGAGGAUAUUGAACGUUCCUGAAGCAUUUCUAAAGCGUCACCCCUUUCCUGGCCCUGGUCUUGCUGUACGAGUGCUGGGUGACGUAACAGAAGGCAAUGCCUUGGAUGUUCUUCGCCAGGUUGAUGAGAUUUUUAUUCAGUCAAUCAAGGACGCUGGGCUUUAUGAUUCAAUAUGGCAAGCAUUUGCAGUGUUUUUGCCUAUAAAAUCAGUUGGAGUUCAGGGUGAUCAAAGGACACAUUCUCAUGUUGUCGCUCUGAGAGCUGUUACAAGUCAAGACGGAAUGACAGCAGAUUGGUUUAAUUUUGAGCAUCAAUUCCUGGAUAAUGUGUCAAGAAAAAUUUGCAAUAGCGUUCGGGGCGUAAACCGGGUUGUUCAAGACAUUACAUCGAAGCCUCCAUCAACGAUUGAAUGGGAAUGAGAUCUCAACUCCAAGUUUUGCUAUUGAGCGUGGACAAUAAUUGUUUCAAUAAUUUUUAUUCUAUGUUUGGUUGUCUUAGUGGUAAUGUAGCUGAAUUUUAUCAAACUUUUUAUUUGUUAGUAAAUAAAGACCAUGCUUCUCUCCAUAA